AUGAAAAAAGAAAACUCUGGGCAUAUUCUUGUAGAUAGUUAGUUAUGCGAUUAUCAAUUUAAUACUGCAGAAGCCACUAGAUUGAUUGUCAAAUAAAGGCCUACCAAAUUCAAAUUGUUAUUUUUCUAGGCUUAACACUCUGAGAUAUAUUUUGUUUCAGAAGAUGAUAAAGUGUUAUACAUAUCAUUUCAUAAUGGUAUAUCCCGAGUAAGUAUAGUCGGAAUCUCAUGGUCUAAUUAAGAAGAAACUCCCGGAUACAAAAAAUUGAUUGAAAUGUUUGUCGAACUUAAUAAAGAUUGGUUUCCGUAUAAUUACUCAAAAGAAGAACCUUUAGAUAAAUAAUGCAAGCGUUAUGAAUUUCGAGAAAUAUAAGAGAUUGCUAGGGAAAUUGGAUCCACUCCUUAUACAUUGACUAUGAGCAAUUGUAAUUUUGCAGCCAAUUGGUUAAUCAAAAGGGUAAAUCCAGAAUGCAUUUCAGAAAGUAAUUAUAAAUAACUCUUACAUAUUUUUAGUAAACCGCUAUGGAAAUUGUGCAAUCUUUUGA
This is a messenger RNA of Paramecium octaurelia, 544 nucleotides long. NCBI's taxonomy places the organism in Eukaryota, Ciliophora, Oligohymenophorea, Peniculida, Parameciidae. The record is from the annotation of a GenBank genome assembly.